Molecule: messenger RNA, 2813 nt
Organism: Zingiber officinale
Lineage: Eukaryota; Viridiplantae; Streptophyta; Magnoliopsida; Zingiberales; Zingiberaceae
Product: oxysterol-binding protein-related protein 1C-like
Exons: 10
Coding region: 161-2602 (813 amino acids)
Cellular component (GO): intracellular membrane-bounded organelle; membrane; cytosol
Molecular function (GO): sterol binding
Source: RefSeq, a predicted model, not a curated record
UAUUGUCUAUUUUCCAACGGGAAAGCAACAGGGCGGAGUAAAAAACCAACCAACGAAACUGCUCCGUCAACGCGCAUCCGCCACGAUCUCCCGUCCUCCCCGCCGUCUUCGUCGCCUCCGCCGCCGUCGCCUCUCUCUUCAAAAGGCUCAUUAUCCGGCUAUGAAUCCAUUCUGCUGCGCCUCUUCUGCUCCAGUCUCUCCAGCAGCAGCCGCCGCCGCGGCGACCUCCUUAACUUUCCCCUCCCUACCCGCCAUGCCCCCUCCUCCACCCCCGCUACCGCCGCCUCCCUUUACCUCAGACGUCCGCAGGCGAGAAUUCUUUCCUGCAAAUAGAAGCGGCGGCCUCCGCUCCCCUGCCGGAACGGACAGCGAUCAAGGCCGCUGUCACAGGUCCGCGGAUCUCUCCGCCUCCCACCGCACUUCGUUCCACGACGCGCCACUUGACCACCGAGAGGUCCAACUCAACAACAUCGUCGGAGACGGUAUCGUCGGGAUUCUCCAUAAGUGGGUCAACUACGGCAAGGGAUGGCGACCGCGCUGGUUCGUGCUACAUGACGGUGUACUGUCUUACUACAAGAUCCACGGCCCCGAUCGCAUCGACCUGAGGCAGGAAUCUGAGAAGGGUUCCAAGAUCAUCGGGGAGGAGUCUGCCCGAAGGCUCGCCCGCCGGAAGAAAGGUGGCUCGCACCAUCCCCGCAAGCCGGUCGGCGAAGUCCAUCUUAAGGUUUCCUCGAUACGGGAGAGUAGAUCGGACGAUAAGAGAUUCUCCAUUUUCUCCGGGACCAAGCGCCUUCACUUGAGAGCGGAGACGGGGGAUGACAGGGUGGCGUGGGUGGAGGUGCUGCAGGCGAUGAAGGACAUGUUCCCGAGGAUUUCCAACGGUGACCACAUGGCACCGGUCGACAACGUGCUGGUGUCCACAGAGAAGUUGCGUAAGAGGCUGCAAGAGGAUGGACUGAGUGAGACGGCGAUACAGGACUGCGAGCAGAUCAUGCGAAGCGAGUUCGCUGCGUUGCACAAGCAGCUCGUGCUACUUCAGCAGAAGCAAGCCCUCCUGGUCGACACCCUCCGACAUUUAGAGACAGAAAAAGUUGACUUGGAGAAUACUGUUGUUGAUGAGAGCCAAAGGCAAUCAAAAAAGAAAGGGUCAGCCUAUAGAUCAAGACAUGAGAAAUGUAGUGAAUGGAGUGCAAGUGAAUCUGAUUAUGACAAUGAAAUGUAUGAUGCUGCUGAAGAAGAUACAGAUGAUGAAGAUAAUACAUAUUUUGAUACACGAGAUUUUCUCUCAUCAGGCUCUUUUAAGAGCCCUGAAUCUAGCUUCCAAAGAUCUGAUUAUGAUUCUGAUGAUCAGAAUGAUUAUGGUAUCGGUUCUGUCAGUGAUUCCUCAAUGCAGUAUGAGGGAUUAAAAUAUUCCCAUGUUACCAGGCGGAAAAAAAUGCCUGAUCCAGUUGAAAAGGAAAAAGGAGUGAGCCUCUGGUCAAUAAUUAAGGACAAUAUUGGAAAGGAUCUUACAAAAGUUUGCCUUCCUGUGUAUUUCAAUGAACCUCUUUCCUCAUUGCAGAAAUGUUUUGAGGACUUGGAAUAUUCAUACCUUCUUGACCAAGCUUCUGAAUGGAGCAAAAAGGGAAAUGGACUAAUGAGGAUGCUUAAUGUGGCUGCUUUUGCUGUUUCUGCAUAUGCUUCAACUGAUGGCAGAUCCUGCAAGCCGUUUAAUCCACUGUUGGGGGAGACAUAUGAGGCUGACUAUCCAGACAAACGCCUUAGGUUCUUCUCAGAGAAGGUCAGUCACCAUCCCAUGAUUGUUGCUUGUCAUUGUGAAGGUAAAGGAUGGAAAUUCUGGGGUGAUAGCAAUUUAAAAAGUAAAUUUUGGGGCCGCUCAAUUCAACUGGAUCCUGUUGGUGUUUUAACCCUUGAAUUUGAUGAUGGAGAAGUCUUUCAAUGGAACAAGGUGGCAACUUCCAUUUACAACCUUAUAUUAGGAAAACUUUACUGUGAUCAUUAUGGGAUUAUGCGGAUACAAGGAAAUCGUGAAUAUUCAUGCAAGCUAAAGUUUAAGGAACAGUCAAUAAUAGAUCGAAAUCCUCAUCAGGUGCAAGGCAUAGUUCAGGAUCGUAAUGGAAGAACUGUUGCUACACUAUUUGGUAAAUGGGACGAGAGUAUGCACUAUGUCAAUGGAGACUGCUCUGGGAAAGGUAGAGGAUGUGAGCCAUUGUCUGAAGCACACUUGCUGUGGAAACGUAGCAGGCCUCCUAGUUGUCCUACCAGAUACAAUCUCACACGGUUUGCAAUAACACUCAAUGAACUCACCCCUGGGUUAAAGGAAAAAUUGCCACCUACUGAUUCAAGGCUAAGACCUGACCAGAGGUGCUUGGAGAAUGGGCAGUAUGAAAUGGCAAAUGCUGAAAAAUUGAGACUUGAAAAAUGUCAACGACAGGCAAGAAAGAUGCAGGAAAGAGGAUGGAAACCUCGGUGGUUUGCGAAAGAUAAAGAAAAUGACACAUAUAAAUACGUAGGUGGUUACUGGGAAGCCAGAGAAGAGGGCAAAUGGGAUGGAUGCCCUGAUAUCUUCGGUCAAGUCGCCAAUGAUCAAAUUGAUGAUUGACUAUAAUUUUUAAAAGCAAACGUAUUUCUUUGAUUUAUUUUCCGUCUAUAUUUAUUACUUUUUUGUUCUUUGCUUUCCUGGUUCUAAUGGUUUUAUAGCCAUUUUUUAGCAACUAAAUUCAGUGUAAAGCAUAAAGAAAUGAGAAUGUAGGUUAUACUGAUGUUUACUUAUUGGUCCAAUUAACUUAACACAAGAUACUCUUUUCCCUAAA